Messenger RNA from Vicia faba (fava bean), 1398 nucleotides. Lineage: Eukaryota; Viridiplantae; Streptophyta; Magnoliopsida; Fabales; Fabaceae. The record is from the annotation of a GenBank genome assembly.
AUGGAGUCACCACAAGCAAGAAAAUCAGGGCUAAAUCUCCCAGCUGGAAUGUCCAGCAUAACCUCCUUACGCCUCGAAACCCUCUCAACUCCACCUUCCUCCGCUUCGCCUCGCGCAAUCUCGAAUCUCUCAUCAUCAUCACCUUCUAAAACUUCUUCAUGUAGUGAUAGAUUCAUACCUUGUAGAUCCUCUUCAAGGCUCCACACGUUCGGAUUAAUCGAAAAACCGUCACCCGUUAAAGAAGGGAGUUGUGGUGCUGCUGGUGCUCCUGCUUCGCCUAUGAUCAGUCCUAGCAAGAAUAUGCUUCGGUUUAAGACCGAUCAUUCUGGACCUUCUUCGCCGUUUUCUUCGUCGCCUUCGAUUUUUGGUCACCAUUCUGGUUUCUCUAAUGAAUCUGCUACUCCUCCUAAGCCUCCUAGGAAAGUUCCCAAGACACCCCACAAGGUUUUGGAUGCGCCUUCGCUUCAAGAUGACUUUUACUUGAAUCUUGUGGACUGGUCCUCACAAAAUACUCUAGCAGUAGGGCUUGGCACUUGUGUUUAUCUAUGGAGUGCUUCAAACAGCAAAGUGACUAAGCUAUGUGACUUGGGGCCUUAUGAUGGUGUAUGUUCUGUCCAGUGGACCAAGGAGGGUUCUUUCAUAUCUAUUGGUACAAACCUUGGUCAAGUUCAGAUUUGGGAUGGUACUAAAUGCAAAAAGGUCAGAACAAUGGCAGGGCAUCAAACAAGAACCGGUGUCUUGGCAUGGAAUUCUCGAAUUUUGGCUUCGGGGAGUAGGGAUAGGAACAUACUUCAGCAUGACAUGAGGGUUUCAAGUGACUUUAUUGGCAAGCUUGUCGGCCACAAGUCUGAGGUUUGUGGAUUGAAAUGGUCAUGUGAUGACAGGGAACUUGCUUCUGGUGGUAAUGAUAACCAGCUGUUGGUAUGGAAUCAGCAUUCUCAGACGCCAACUUUGAGACUUACAGAGCACACGGCUGCUGUGAAGGCCAUUGCUUGGUCGCCUCACCAGAGCAACCUCCUUGUGUCCGGAGGUGGAACUGCUGAUAGGUGCAUUCGUUUCUGGAACACUACGAAUGGUCACCAAUUGAACUCGGUUGACACUGGAAGCCAGGUGUGUAACCUUGCUUGGAGUAAAAAUGUAAAUGAGCUAGUAAGUACUCAUGGUUACUCACAAAAUCAAAUCAUGGUGUGGAAAUAUCCAUCACUGUCAAAGGUUGCAACUCUUACUGGUCACAGCAUGAGAGUAUUAUACCUAGCAAUGUCUCCUGAUGGUCAGACAAUAGUGACUGGUGCUGGGGAUGAGACUCUGCGGUUUUGGAAUAUUUUCCCAUCAAUGAAAACACCUGCCCCAGUUAAAGAUACAGGCCUUUGGUCACUGGGCCGCACCCAAAUUCGAUGA